AUGGUUGUUUUGGAACAAGAGUAUAUAGCUCAGCCUCAAGUUAUUUCAGUUUCUAGUCAAAUGAUUAUUGUGUGCAUUGGGGAUGUGUUGGUGUCAGGAGUUCAUGCACAUGUCAAGGCUGUUCAGAGGAGGUUUUUAUGGUCUGAAAUGAAGUUACUAAUUGAUCUCAAUAAACCAUGGAUUGUUUUAGGUGACUUCAAUGCUGUUCUAACUCAAGAUGAGAAGGUUGGUGGUAAAUUACCUAACAUAAAUUCAAUGUUAGAGUUUAGUGAUUUUUUAAAUCAGUGUGAGUUACUUCAAGCUCCCAAAACUGGUUUGCAAUAUACAUGGUCUAAUUGUCAGCAUGGAAGUAAGAGGAUUCUAUGUACCUUGGACAGAGUGGUAUUCAAUCAAAAAUGGUUACAUUUAUAUGGAGAUUGGGGUUAUAAAGUUGGUAUGAGGAUUGUGUCUGAUCAUGCUCCUCUAUUGGGUGGUUGUGCUAUGAAGAUAAAGGAAGCUGAAGAUAAAUUUAAAUUGGCAACUCAAGUAUCAGAUAGUAAUCCAAUUGAUGAGGAAGCUCUUAACAAUUUAGUAAAUGCUCAAAAUGAGCAUGCUAACAGGGAAAUUCAAGCAAAUACCUUGCUGAGACAAAAAGCUAGAGUCAAGUGGAUAAAAGAAGGAUCUGCUAAUACAAAAAAAUUCCACACUAAAAUGAAAAUCAGAAAUGCGAGAAAUAUGAUUAGUGAACUUGAAGACAAUGAUGGAAAUGUAAUUGUACAUCAAGCUCAAAUAGCUGAGUAUUGGUGA
Papaver somniferum (opium poppy) is the source of this 786-nucleotide messenger RNA. RefSeq lists its product as uncharacterized. The record is from RefSeq and is a predicted model, not a curated record. The transcript is spliced from 2 exons. Bases 1 to 786 code for a protein of 261 amino acids. Lineage: Eukaryota; Viridiplantae; Streptophyta; Magnoliopsida; Ranunculales; Papaveraceae.